AUGAAAGAGUAUUUAGUAGCUUCGUUACUAUUCUUCUAUUUGGUAACUUAUUCUUCAGCAACUCUUGUCGAUGGAAUUGUUACACUUUCUUGGUCGCCAAAUGAACAAGUUCCAAUAGUCGAUCGGUUUUUAACAAGUAACACUAAAAUUGAAUUAAAAAUUCUUUGUCGUGAAGUAUUAUCGAACGCAAGUGUAACUCGAGAUCAAAUUAAAAAGAAAUUAUAUAAAUUAGACCAGACAAUUAAAGACACAACUAUUAAAGUUCGUGGUCGCAUUGGUCGUAUUGUUGGAUGUUUACCAUUACAAUCGGACGCAUUAAUAAGUACACCAAAAGAAGAUAAAAAUUUACAAAAAGAUUUUUGGGAAUUGUAUUAUGAACAAAUAUGGAAAGAAAUGGAGCAACGAACAUUUACAGCAACACAGUCAGAUUGUGAUUAUUCUGGAACACAUUUAUAUAUUGAAGAGUAUUCAGAUAUUAAAAAACCAGAAAUUUCACCAGAACAAGCUAGUAAUUUAAGAUCACAACGAACAGAAACGAAUAAAAAAAAAAAAAUCCGACGUGCUUCAAAAGAACAAUCAUCACCUUUAGCUAACGGUUUACGUUCAAAUACAGGAACAUUAUCAACAUGGAGUGAUGGAUAUUAUCUUAUUGAAAUUUAUGCACCCGAAGUAACAGGUUCAGACAAUCCUACAUUUGAUGUUGAUGUUACUGUAUCAAUGAAAAAUCGUCAUGGUGGUUAUAUCACAGCUGAUGAAUAUCCAGCUUUAGUUUUUUAUGCGGUAAUGUGUGCUAUUUAUGCACUAUUUGCUAUAUUAUGGUUUGUUUGGUGUGCUUUCUAUUGGAAAGAAUUACUCAAAAUACAAUUUGCUAUUGGAGGUGUUAUUCUUAUUGGUAUGGUCGAAAAAUCAGCUUUUUUAGCUGAAUACGAUACAUUAAAUAGAAAUGGAUAUAAAGUUCAUUAUGCGAUUGUUACAGCAGAAGUUUUAUCAUGUUUAAAACGUGCUGUAUCACGUAUGCUUGUUAUUAUUGUUGCACUUGGCUAUGGUUUUGUUAAACCACGUUUGGGACCAUUAAAACAAAAACUUAUUGCUAUGGGAAUACUUUAUUUUGGAAUAGCUACAACAGAAGCGAUUCUUCGAAUAAAUACAAAACAUGAUGAAACAAAUAAUAAAAUAUUAAUAUCACGCAUACCAUUGGCUGUGAUUGAUGCUUUGAUGUAUUAUUGGAUAUUUACUAGUUUAGUUGCAACAACAAGAGCAUUACGUUUAAGAAAGAAUUUACUUAAAUUAAAUGUUUAUCGACAUUUUACAAAUACAAUCUUGUUUGCUAUUGCUGCGAGUGUAUUAUUUAUGAUUUGGUCGUUGAAAUCGCAUCUUUUUACAACAUGUAUAACGAAUUGGAGAGAAUUUUGGGUCGAUGAUGCAUUUUGGCAUAUUUUAUUUUCCAUAAUUCUUCUUGUAAUUAUGUUUUUAUUCCGCCCAUCGAACAAUAAUCAACGUUAUGCUUUUGUGCCACUACUCGAUCACUCAGACAACGACGACAAUGAAGAAGAUGAAGAAGAUGAAGAAAAAGGCGAAUCCACUGUCUUUGAUUCGAUAACAAUGCGUAAGACGUCAAACGUUGAAAGUGGUGCAUCAUCUAAAAAUAAAAAACAACAACAGGCAUUCUUAAAUCGUGAAGCAAAUGUAUCAGGAGGUGGUGUUGGAGGUUCAUCAGGUACUAAUACUGUUGAAGAUGCUUUAUCAUGGGUUGAAAAUAAUAUUCCUACGUCCAUUGCUGAUCAAGCACUACAAGCAUUAGACAGUGAAGAAGAAAUAGCCAAUGCAAAAUUAGAACGAUCAAAAAUGCAGUAA
This is a messenger RNA of Rotaria socialis, 1854 nucleotides long. NCBI's taxonomy places the organism in Eukaryota, Metazoa, Rotifera, Eurotatoria, Philodinida, Philodinidae. The record is from the annotation of a GenBank genome assembly.